GCCGUCCGUAGUUCGCACGCCGUCACGGCGACAGAACGCCAGCGACAUAGUCCGCGACCGCACACGCUCCGCUCGCGCCGGACGUAACGAAAUAAUAAUUUACGCCGUUCGCCGUUCGCCGUCAUGUCCGCCUGUACCGCAUCGCUGUCCGCCGUCUUAGUCUGCUGCGCGCUGCUCGUCACCGUCGCCGCCAGACGCGGACAGAACGCGGCGCGUCCGACGACCGCCGCAGAUUGGCGCGAAGACGUCGUCCACACGACUGGUGGCGGCGGGUUGCGUUUACGCGACUCCAUCACUUCGGGCGGAAGUUCUUCGUGCUGCAAUGGGCCGUACACUACGGCAGCCGCCGCCUCAACAUCGUACAACAUGGCCGUAGGUCCUCGUGAAAUUCCUUUGAGUGUCAUAUUUGAACUGAACCAGGUGACAAAUGUGUCAGAACUGUUCUCUAAAUUCAUGCCGGAUACAAAUAUAGACGAAGCCCAAACACUUUUCGCUACGACAGGUUUUCAAAGCCGAACUGCGCUAAAUGUAGAAAGAAAAUCAACGUUGGUACCUAAGCCAGCCGGUUGUUCUGUUGAACUUCAAACAAUCAGCCUUAAAGAUACUGACGAUCAAAGUUUAUACUAUUAUCCAACAUGCACUCGGGUGAAUCGUUGUGGAGGUUGCUGCGCCCACGACUUAUUGGCAUGUCAACCGACUAAAGUCGAUACCCUCAACUUCGAAGUAAUGGUCUCACAGUAUAAUGAUGCGGGGAAAUUAGAAUUCAAAGGUCGAAAAACAGUGUCAAUUGAUCAACAUUUGAAAUGCAAGUGUGGAUGCGUCGUCAAACAAGAAGAUUGUACCCCUUUGCAAACGUACUACCCCAACGAGUGUCGUUGUAUGUGUAGUAACGAAGAGGACCGUGAUAAGUGUAACGAAGAAUACAAUUUAAAGCUAUGGAAUUCAGCGACUUGCACAUGCCAAUGUCGUGAAAUAAAAGAAUGCACUUCAGGAUUUGGAUUUGAUUAUAAUACAUGCGGGUGUGAAGCAUUAAGACUAAGAAUAAAAAACACUGGGUAUGAAUUUAAUAAAAAUACAUAUUCAUUGGGAGGAACGUGACCUAAUUUAAAUGUUGAUGUAAAUAAUACAUUUAUCGAAAAUUAAUAAUCAUUUAUUAUGUACAAGGAUAGAGCUUCAAUUUUUCUAUUAAAUAUAUUUAUUUAUUUUAUACUUUGCUCUAUUUAUAUGUAUGUUGUAUACUUGUAUUUAUAUAAAGCCAAAACUGUAUUUAUAUUUUUUUAAAUUAUAUUUGUUUUUAUAAAUUGUA
Molecule: messenger RNA, 1306 nt
Organism: Aphis gossypii (cotton aphid)
Lineage: Eukaryota; Metazoa; Arthropoda; Insecta; Hemiptera; Aphididae
Exons: 7
Coding region: 124-1098 (324 amino acids)
Biological process (GO): positive regulation of cell population proliferation; positive regulation of protein autophosphorylation
Cellular component (GO): membrane
Molecular function (GO): growth factor activity; growth factor receptor binding
Source: RefSeq, a predicted model, not a curated record